AUGGCGACUUGUUUGGUGACGGAUUUCCCAGCUGUAAGGAUUGUUUUAGAACAUCUUAGUGAGUUAGAUAAACGACUGAGAGAAGAGGGGGUUUUGUUUAGUCAAGAAGCGAGUCAUCACCUGACAGAGACGGCUGAAGCCAUUAAAGAGCUGGAAUCGUCUAGGAAAACAGCCCGUGAGAGACUUGAAGUUGAAACUAUUGAGACAAGCAAGCUUCGACAUCGCAAAGGGAAUUUACAAGAUGAAAUCAAAAGUGAAAUAGCAGUUUGUGUCACUGCAGCUAGAGAAAGCAAUGCUGCAGAGUUGAAUCGACUUCGGUCUGAAUUGAAAGCUGUUGUGGAUGACAAACAAUCCAUGGAGGAUAAGCAACAACUUCUUGAACAAGAAAAUGCUGCACUCCUUCAGCAGAGAGAAAACAUUACAAGAAACUAUGAAGAUGUCGUUGAUCAGCUGAAUCAGCAACUGGCAAAGAAAGCUGAUACACAGAUGCUGCUCAAAGAAAAACAGAAUGAGAUCCAGUCAUUGAAAGACAAAAUUGCCCAGGUGGAAAUGGCCCAACAGGUCCUGAAGGAAAACAGGAUUCAGAGGAAAAAAUUAUUUACAGGAAGCAAACACUCUGUGCAAAAGGAGCUAGAGCAAAUUGUUCUUAAGAUAAAAGAACAAAGAAAAAUCAAUGCAGAAACACGGAGAGAGACAGAAAGCAUUACAUCAGAGCUCAAAGACAAGGAGGACACAGUGAGACAAUGUGAAAACCACAUCUCCCAACUGGAGAAAAACAUUGCCAAGCUAACCACAUCUGAAAUUCAGUGCAAAGAAAGGCUUCAUGACGCGAUUGGCAAAACAGAGGAACUUGAAUGUCAAAAGGAGUUUCAUGAACGAGAACUGCUUGAAUUGGCAGAAGCAUUUGAACAGAAAGUUCAGGCCAUUCAGGAGCAGAUUGAAAAGAUUGAGAAUGAGCUGGAGGAAGAGCAGAAAGUGAAAAGUGCUCUAUCAGAGCAGUGCGCUAAACUGUCAGACAUCUUCAGUGCUCAGAGCAGAGAGGAAGAUGACAUGAUCGCUGAACAAAACAGUCUGUCCAAACGGUUAGAGGAGAGCAAACUGAUACAGGACAAGGACAUUAUAUCCAUUGCAAAACUUAAAUAUGAAAUCAAAAACAUUAAAAAAGAGACAGAACAGCUUCAUGAUGCUAACAUAAUCAGUGCAGAUGUGUUCAAAAAGUCCAUGUUGGAACUGGAAGGUCAAUUGGCCAACCACAACAUAAGCAGGCCAAAAUUUGAAGCUGAAAGAGAGAAAAUACGUCAAUCUUUGAAAACUCUUAAAGAGGAACAUGAGCAGCAUGUAAAAGAGAUGAAUACGGCAAUCGAACAAACACAGAAGAGAUAUGGAGAGCUUCUCAAGGAGGAGAAGAAACUCCAGGACCAUACAUUAUUGAAUUCGGUGAUAGAGGAUCUUACAAAUGAACUGACCAGCACAGAGGAAGAUGGAAAACAAAUGGAAAUUAACUACCAGGCUGAAAUUCAACAGCUUACAAGGGAGGCAGAAUCAAUCACUCAAGCUCAUAUGGAGAAGGAGCAGGAGCUCAAGGUUCAGGGAUCGAGUUUAGAGAUGGUGGAGUCUGGGUUUGACAUUGAGCGUCUCAAACAUCAGAAUUUAAAGAGCCAAAUAACAGAAUUGGAAAACCAGAAACAUCUUCUUGAGCUCUCUGUUCAGAAGAUCACCCGACAGACUGCAACUCUCAUACAUCCAAAGGAUGACCUGAAGAGAGAGUUGAUGACUCUGAGAGAAAAGCAUAUGGAGAUGUUAACUGCUAAUGCAGCAGAGAUCAGUGCCGUGGAGACAAACAUCUAUGAGAAUGGGGUCAUGCUGGAGCGGGUCAUGAUGGAGAACAGUCGUCUGCAUGUGUGCAUCGAACUAAUGAAGGAAGAAAUAAUGGCAGCAAAAGAAGACAAGGAGAAGUAUAUACAUGAGGCAGAGUGGAUGAAUGAGGAAGUGCAGUCCAUAUUUAAGAGUCUAAUAGACACCUGGACAACAGAUGUGCUGUUUACAGAGGAAUCUGCAGAUCAAGACCAGAAGAUUGUGGACGACAUAAACAGCCUCUUAGAGAGGAUCCAAGAAAGAAAACAUCACAUCGGCAACAUCAACAACAAGCUGGAGAAAGAGUUAAUGGGCAUUAGAGCCAUGUUAGAAAAGACAAACUACAAAAGUAAGGAUAUAAACAACUGAAUGGAAACAUUUACAGCGUUUUCAACAUUUUACAUUAACAUUUUGCUCAUUAAA
Danio aesculapii is the source of this 2277-nucleotide messenger RNA. RefSeq names its product coiled-coil domain containing 175 (gene ccdc175). The record is from RefSeq and is a predicted model, not a curated record. The transcript has 19 exons. Bases 1 to 2223 code for a protein of 740 amino acids. NCBI's taxonomy places the organism in Eukaryota, Metazoa, Chordata, Actinopteri, Cypriniformes, Danionidae.